Eublepharis macularius is the source of this 2288-nucleotide messenger RNA. Its product is annotated as ovalbumin-like. Gene Ontology annotation, biological process: negative regulation of endopeptidase activity. Bases 87 to 1253 code for a protein of 388 amino acids. The transcript is spliced from 8 exons. NCBI's taxonomy places the organism in Eukaryota, Metazoa, Chordata, Lepidosauria, Squamata, Eublepharidae. The record is from RefSeq and is a predicted model, not a curated record. Gene Ontology annotation, molecular function: serine-type endopeptidase inhibitor activity.
AUUUAUUUCAAGUGUCCAAGAAGUAGUUCCACAUUAACCAGGAAAAGCUUGUUUUCUGAAGACCGUAAGGAACCUCUGGUUUCAUCAUGGCAAGUCAGGUUGCCGAGUCAAAUGGUGAAUUUUGCCUCGAUCUUUUCCAUGAGCUGAGUCGCCCAAGCAUGGAUGCAAACGUAUUUUUUUCCUCAUUCGGGAUUCUGUCUGCUUUGGCCAUGCUGCACCUGGGUGCAAGAGAUGAAACGGCAUCUCAGAUACAAAAGGUUCUUCAUUUUGACAGAUUUACAGAAUUUGAAAACUCCAAGUCACCUCAGUGCCGGCAGACUAACAGUGUGCAUUCUGCAUUAGGAAGCAUACUUUCACAAAUCAGAGCACUCAACACUAAUUACACUCUGAGCAUUGCCAACAGAAUCUAUGUUGAACAAUCAUAUCCCAUUCUUCCGAAAUAUUUAAAAUGCACCAAGGAACUUUACAAAGCGGGUGUGGAAAAAGUCGACUUUAAAAAAACUUCUGAGCAAACAAGACUGUUAAUUAAUGCUUGGGUGGAAAGUCAAACAAAUGGUUUGAUCAAAGAUAUGUUUGCUUCCGGAUCUCUUACUUCCAGAACCGUCCUGACUUUAGUAAAUGCUAUUUACUUUAAAGGAAAGUGGGACUAUGAAUUUAAAAAAGAAAACACAAAAGAAAUGGUUUUUAUGGUGAAUGAGAAAGUAAACACGUCUGUGCAGAUGAUGCACCAGACCGCCUAUUUUAAUUUUGCAUCCAUAGAGAAGUCCAGAGUUCUAAUUCUUGAACUUCCAUAUGCUGGCAAUGAAAUGAGCAUGCUCAUACUUCUUCCAAAAGACCGCUUUGGCCUACUGCAGCUCCAAAGUUUAAUGACCUACAAAAAAUUAAGAAAAUGGAUGAAUUCCAUGAGAAAAAGAAAAGUGGAAGUAUUUGUGCCCCGAAUGAAGAUGGAAGAGAAAUAUAGUCUCGCAGGCAUUUUAGGCCACCUCGGCAUAACAGAUCUCUUCACACCAAUGGCUAAUCUCUCAGGCAUAUCCACUGCAGGAAGCCUUGAAGUGUCAGAAGUCAUUCAUAAGUCUUAUGUGGAAGUUAAUGAAGAAGGCACAGAGGCGGCAGCUGCUACUGGGUUAGAGAUCCGUAUCAACUCUGCUAAUAUUGUAAAACCUGUAUUCAGAGCUGAUCAUCCCUUUCUCUUCUUUGUUGUUCACAAAAAAACCAACCUGAUUCUCUUUUUGGGAAAAAUCUCCUCUCCUUAAAUUAUUGAUAUAUCUGUAACACCUUGGGAAAUCCUUGCGUUUAAGAUCAUAUCUUGUGAUAUCUCAUGGUUUGGGUUUCCAGCCUCCAGGUGGAGCCUGGAGAUCUCCCAGAAUUACAACUGAUCUCCAGACUACAGAGAUCAGUUUCCCUGGAGAAAAUGGGAAGUGGAUUGUAUGACAUAAUAUCCUGCUGAGGUUCCCCCACCCCCAUCUCAAACCCUGCCCUCCAGUUCCAAAUCUCCAGGACUUUCCCAAACCAUAGCUGGCAACCCUACUCAUGGUAUACGAGCUGCUGAAACAUGUGCCCUUUCCACACUUCUUUGGGGACAGCACUAAAUCAAAGACAUGUGGGAACACCUCAUGACCUGUCUCCUUGUUGGGACAAUGUGAGCAUGAAAAGGAGCUCAUAGCUUAGAAAUGUUGAUGCUGCCCCUAGAGGUGGGCACGAACAGCAAUACGAACAAAAAAAAGCCAUGAACAGCCCGAUCAGCUGUUCGCGAGCAAGCUGUUCAUGAGGCCCCGUUCUCGACGAACAUCUGUUUGUUCCAAGCCCUGUUCAUGGUGUUCAUCAACUGUUCAUCAAGCCAGACAAUCUGGUGCCUUUCAAUCAAUUCCCUUGGCAACAGUAGGCACGGACUUUCUGAACUGUGUCUGAACUCCUGUUGCACUGGAAACCCCAAUCUAAGCCCAGGGGCACUUCACCCCUGACUCAGCCACUUGUCAGGGAAAACCCUGACAAGGGCUGAUUGCAGCCUGCUGGGGUUUAAAUUUCCCUCUUCCUGCUGUUGCACAGUGCAGAAAGAGGGACAUUUAAAUCCCCCACUCGGCUGCUUGUCAGGGAAACCCCUGAGAAGCGGCUGAGUGCAGCCUGCCGGCGUGAAAUGCCCUUCUCUCUGCUGCUGCACAGCAGCAGGGAGAGGGGUACUUCACCCCCGACUCAGCCGCUUGUCAGGAGUUUCCUGACAAAGUCUCCCCACCAGCUGGCUGGAAGGAGGGAGACUUUGAAGGGAAGGAGGUUCCCCACACCGUUUGCAA